Messenger RNA from Triplophysa dalaica, 5786 nucleotides. It is a transcript of the gene clcn2a, whose product is annotated as chloride channel, voltage-sensitive 2a. Gene Ontology annotation, molecular function: voltage-gated chloride channel activity. Lineage: Eukaryota; Metazoa; Chordata; Actinopteri; Cypriniformes; Nemacheilidae. Gene Ontology annotation, biological process: transmembrane transport; chloride transport. Gene Ontology annotation, cellular component: membrane. The coding region runs from base 429 to 3332 and encodes 967 amino acids. The transcript is spliced from 25 exons. The record is from RefSeq and is a predicted model, not a curated record.
UUGCAUCACAGAAUAAAAUUCCUAGUGCACGCGCUCCGGGCUCUGCCGGCUCAAUUACUCCUUUACCUAUAAGCGCAUGCAGCGCACACUAAUCCGGAACGAUCGGUGAUGCAUUAGCACCGUGAAGUGUGUGUCAACGAAAGCUUUCGCCGUUUUGUUGAAGUUUCUGUUGCGGUCUGAGCCGAAUGGAAAGGCGAGAGAGCGACAUCGGCAUCAGCAACAGGGCACAGCUAAAUCAACAGCGAGGACAAUUGUAGAGAAAGUAUCUGGAUCGUCCAGAGAUACAACUGUAACCAGACACGCUGACGUCAUUAAUCGUUUUUUCAUUUCGUUGUUUUAAUUGUGUGAGGAUUUAUUGCAUUUUUGCGUCAUUAAAUGGAGCGGCGUAGGUGACGUUUGGACUGUUGCGUUCACCGGCGAGGAAAAAUAUGUAUGGCCGCUACACACAAGAGCUGGGCGCCUAUGCCAAAGAAGAGGCAGCUCGUCUGCGUGAGGAUGGAGCACUGCGGAGGACCACCAGUGUGCGUGGCCAGGCCCCAGAACUGCAGGAGUAUGAGAAAGACCCGUGUGCCAAGUGUCAAGUCUGUACGUCACGUUGUAAGAAGUUCCUGAUUUCCCGCGUGGGUGAAGACUGGAUCUUCCUCAUCCUCUUGGGGCUUGUCAUGGCAUUGGUCAGCUGGGCCAUGGACUACACCAUUGCCUUCUGCCAGCAAGCACAGAAAUGGAUGUAUGCUGGUCUGCACAAUAACAUGCUCCUUCAGUACCUGGCCUGGGUCACCUACCCCGUGGUCCUAAUCACCUUCUCCGCCGGCUUUACGCAGAUACUCGCGCCACAGGCAGUGGGCUCUGGGAUCCCUGAGAUGAAGACCAUCCUCCGAGGUGUGGUGCUGAAGGAAUACCUUACUUUCAAAACCUUUGUCGCCAAAGUGAUUGGCUUAACUUGUGCCCUUGGAAGUGGCAUGCCUUUAGGCAAAGAGGGACCAUUUGUUCAUGUUGCCAGCCUGUGCGCUGCUCUGUUAAGCAAAUUCAUGGCCUUGUUUGGAGGAAUCUACAUGCUGAAGGAAGAGCCCUUUGAGGGAAAUAAGAAUGAACUAAGAAACACGGAGAUGCUGUCAGCGGCCUGUGCAGUGGGCGUGGGCUGUUGCUUCGCGGCCCCAAUCGGAGGGGUGCUGUUUAGCAUUGAGGUCACAUCUACAUUCUUUGCUGUGAGGAACUACUGGAGAGGAUUCUUUGCUGCAACCUUCAGUGCCUUUAUCUUCAGGGUCCUGGCAGUGUGGAAUAAGGAUGAGGAGACGAUCACAGCUCUCUUCACAACUCGCUUUCGUAUGGACUUUCCCUUUGACCUACAGGAGCUUCCAGCUUUUGCUGUGCUUGGGAUUGCCAGUGGUUUUGGAGGGGCUUUGUUUGUCUACCUAAACCGAAUAAUAGUGGAAUCUAUGAGAAAACAGAAAACUAUCAACAAGUUUUUGCUGAAAAAAAGGCUUGUUUAUCCUGCUGUGGUCACUCUGCUCGUGUCCACUCUCACCUUUCCUCCAGGAUUUGGCCAGUUCAUGGCAGGCCAGCUGACUCAACAUGAGUCACUGCUGGCACUGUUUGACAACCAGACGUGGUACAAGCAAGGUGUUGCUGAGGAGUUUGAGUUCUCCAGUCACGUUCCUGAGGCCUGGAAGCACCCGCAUGUCAGUGUCUUCAUCACGCUUCUCCUCUUCAUCGUCAUGAAGUUCUGGAUGUCAGCUUUGGCCACAACAAUGCCUGUGCCAUGCGGGGCCUUCAUGCCAGUUUUUCUCAUUGGGGCUGCAUUCGGCCGACUUGUUGGCGAGAGCAUGGCUGCCGUUUUCCCCGACGGGAUACACGCUGACAGCACUGUAUAUCCCAUAGUUCCCGGCGGUUACGCAGUUGCAGGGGCGGCGGCUCUCUCUGGCGCAGUCACUCACACCGUGUCCACCGCCGUCAUCGUGUUCGAGCUGACUGGUCAAAUCUCACACAUCCUGCCUGUGAUGAUCGCAGUCAUACUGGCUAACGCUGUGGCUCAGAGUCUCCAGCCUUCCCUUUACGAUUCCAUCAUCCGCAUACAGAAACUUCCGUACCUGCCGGAGCUUGGCUGGGGACAGGAGAAAUAUAAUAUCCGAGUGGAGGACAUAAUGGUGAGGGAUGUGCGGUUUAUCACUUUCUCGUCCUCUUACCGGGACCUGCAGGAAGCUCUCGUAACGGGCCAGCUUAAGACUCUUGCCCUGGUGGAGUCCAAAGAGUCCAUGAUCCUGCUGGGUUCGAUAGAGCGGUCACAGCUGCUGUCGCUGCUCUCACAGCAGCUCGGUCGGGGCCGCAGGCUGGAGUACUUGAGAGAGCGCGCUCAGGACAACGGUACCCAUGUGCCCACAUUCCCCCAGGACUCUCCCUCCAGAACCGGCCAUGGGGUACGCUUCCUGAUCUCCACUGAAGAAUCCUCCUACAGCCCUACACUGACUAACUCUCAGAUCCCCCUCAAGUCUGCUCUGAAGACAGUGUCUGCAAUCAGCAACCCAGAGUCAUUGCACAGCCCUCCAAAUCUCUCCUCCGGGGAACCUGUGAAGGAGCUGCUAGAGUGCAAUGCUGGCCCCAUGUCUCCUAAGAGGAGCAGAAGGCCCAAGCGUGUGAAGAUUACCAUGGCGGACACUCCUGAUGUGGAAGAUGACAUGUCAGCUGCAGAGAUAGCAGAGUGGGAGGAGCAACAGUUGGAUGAAGCUGUAAAUUUCAACAAUUGUAAAAUAGACCCCGCCCCCUUUCAGCUAGUGGAGCGAACAUCUUUGCAUAAGACACACACCAUUUUCUCACUGCUUGGCCUGGACCAUGCCUAUGUCACCAGCACUGGACGUCUAGUAGGCGUGGUAUCUUUGAAGGAGCUUCGUAAGGCCAUCGAGGGGUCUGUAACGGUGACCGGAGUGAAAGUUCGUCCCCCGCUGGCCAGCUUCCGUGACAGCGGCAACAGCAGCAGUGUUUCAGAAGUUACCGAGCUCCACAAGCUCUGGAGUCGUCACAAGAGCAUGUCGUUGCCACGGGAACCCAACCUCCCUGACCUGGAAGACCAAGGGGAGCAGCCGUCUGAAGGCAGCCUGGUAAAUGAGACCGAGUGCACGGAGCUGUCCAGUCAGAACAGCCCCUUACAUACAGAUGACCGAUCAGAGCUGCCCUACGUCGAUAGCACUCCCCAAGAGGAGCAUCUGCCAAAGCUCCCCUAUGACUGUACCCACCCACUUCAGGAUGACUCGGAGACAGUCAAUGAGCAUUGCCUGACCCAGUGCGAGGAACCUUUGAGUGUGGGAAGCCCCUCGCACUCGAAGGGUCAACCGGAAUGACUGCUGCUUGUUAAUGGUAAUGCACGCUUCAUUUACACCAUAAUCCGGAUCGCGAAGUCAAGGUGAGGAGGUCGAACGUGGAAGUCAUUUAAGCAGUGAAGCACACUGUCCGUUCUGUACUUAUCAAACCCCCAAUCGCUGGUCUCUGACAAAAAACACUCCGCAUGUGUAUUUGUACAUUCUGAUGUGUGACUGAUGCUUGUGUUCAUGUUGGUAAGAUGCGACAGUGCAGGUUUUCAGUUUAUGAUGUCAGAACAUCAGGGUGACACAUAGUCAGGGGAGCACAACUAGGCCUAUAGUGUGGCCGUUUCACUAAGCCCUAGAGAUUUUAUCGAAAAUCGUGUAAACCACAGCGGGUGAUCAUUUUUGAGCAUGUGGAAUGUAUUUUCAUCCCAAACUCCUGCGAAUGUUGAUUUGUAGCUUUUCUGUGCAUGUUUUGUCUUUGCGCAAGUGAUAGAGAGUGCGCGAGAGUGACUCAGCUGCACCUAGCCAACGCACCCAUCUGGUGCCGACACUUUAAAUCCAAAUAAAUUGUCUUUGAGAGCGAAACUACAAUUUCGCUCUAAAUAUAGCCCUUAAUAACCGACACUGCGAGGAAACGCGGAGGGAGGGGGAGUUAAGGAUAACCAAUGGGUGGGCAAGAGAUGCCACAGAAGACAUGGAUAGAACAAGUACGUGAUGUGGGGACAAAAAUGAGACCGGAUGGGUUCACAAAAGAGAGAAGAUGGGAGGAUGAAGAGUAGAUGGAAAAUGAACAGCAGUGCCGCAGGAGCUUCCAUCCAGGGCAGUUUGUAAGCACAUUGUAAUUAGCAUUCAAAUAACACAAACCUAUUCCAUAGCGAAAGGAUCAGACGACAUGCACAUGGUUUGGUCCCUGUAAUUAUGAGUAAUGAUAGCCCCCAACAUGUAGACAUGUUUAGCAUGCUCAGAUCUGUUUCUGAUUCAGGACCAGGGUUAGCGUAGCUGCCUCGCUGUUCCAAAUAUUUCAAAGUAUCCUCCCUCACAAUAUCAAUGUUAUGGAGACUCCAAGUGGAGAAAUGGAGCCGUUUAUUCAUUUUUAAUUAUAUGCAUGCGCCCCAAUGCUGUCUUUGCAUGCGUACACACGUGCACAAACAUUAUACAUCAUGGAGCGCCGGACCGGCUUUUUAGCCAGCCAUUAAAAAGGUCAUGCAGGGCUGUUAUGUGUUACAUCACUGAAAUUAACUGAUUUUUUGAUCCUGGAUUGAAAAUCUGCAUGUGUUCAGAAAUUGAACGUCACACACGACCACACCAAUGCACACAGUGAUUCACAAGAGUUGCGAAGCUGUACCUGCAGUGUAGAGGUCUCGCUUUUGAUCUGCCUAAUCCAGCCUUUGUAUAAAUGUCAUCGCAGUAACUGGGACACUUUGUGGUCACCGUGCAGAUCUCAUCCAGCAAUUUAUUUUUAUCAUUUAAGUAUUUAAAUGUGUUUCAUUAGAAUUAUGGAUGUUCUGUGUACCUGCAAUCUUGUCAUAUUUGUGUUUUUACUUUUACUUGUAAAGCUUUUUUAAAUUAAGUUGGAGCUUUAUGCAAUAAUGCUAUAUCCUUGAAAGUAAUGUUUGCCAAAUCAUUUUACUGAACGCUGACUGUGUUUCUACAGUGCAUAUUAUUUUUUACAUGUUUAAAAGCACAUAAGUUAUAAAUAUUAUAGAAGCCAACAGACAAGAAAGGGUAGGCAAUAUCUUUACUGUUCAAACAGUAUAUAUAUUUUUUAAAUGCCUUCACAAUACCUAACAUGUUAACUGGACUGUAGAAGCGGUUAUUCACAUUUCAGUUUCACAUGAGAAUCUUCUGUUUGCAUUAGAACUGUGGAUGAAUGAUGCUAUGCAGUAUAGUCAAUAACAGCACAAGUACCCUGGCACCGUAUUAGCAAAGCAAGCCAGCGUCUGAUUUAUGUUUCUUAUUUGUACACUGCAAUGGGGGAUAAAGGUGUGAUUUAAACGGAUUAAGACAAGUGGACCAAAACCAUAACCAUGCACUCGACUUCCUGACACAGCCUCUCUCUCAGAAAUGUCUAGUAUUGGUUUCUGUGAGUUAAACGUUCAUUUGGCUGCACUAAUCAGCUGUUUUAUGGAUCACUUAAGCUGGGAUAAGAUGAAUAACUUACUUCUUAAGCUAAUAAUUAUCUUUAGAUAUGUUGUGUCAUGUAUUUGCUGCUUGUGCAGUUUAAAUCGAACCCAUGGUGUUUAAAUUGUCUGCUGAUAUGCCGCACAUUCAGUGUAGAGUUAAGCAAUAAAUCUGCUCCCAUUUCCCUAAAUGUUUUUAUAAAUCAUUUGCUUGUACAGAAUACAGGGUAAAGUGGUAUGUAUAUAAACUCAGUUCACAUACCCUGUACAUAUAGAGAUAAGCAUUUUGAAUCAGCUGUCGCCAUUAUUUUUCAGAAAACAUGGAAUUGUUUUGUACAUCAGUAAAUAUUAAAUUUCAACUUUAAAUGUA